Messenger RNA from Erpetoichthys calabaricus (reedfish), 2808 nucleotides. RefSeq names its product fibronectin type III and SPRY domain-containing protein 2. The transcript is spliced from 12 exons. NCBI's taxonomy places the organism in Eukaryota, Metazoa, Chordata, Cladistia, Polypteriformes, Polypteridae. The record is from RefSeq and is a predicted model, not a curated record. The coding region runs from base 114 to 2672 and encodes 852 amino acids. Gene Ontology annotation, molecular function: protein binding.
GAUGAUUUCUUUUUCUUUACAGUCUUAAUUUUUUUCAGGGGAAGUCUUUCUAGAAGGUGAUUCUAUAUACACAGUGUAUUUAUAUUGCCUUUUGAACAGCAACUUCCAGAACCAUGCCAAACAAUGGCACAACUGAUCCUUCUACUUCAUCACCAAAGCCGAGGGAUGAAGACACUAAAGAGUUUCUCUUUAGUACUGAUGACGGAAUUUUGAGCAAGGCCUCUGUGGAGCCCCCACUCCCCUCGGAGAAUCCUGUCCUUGAACCAGAAGGGCUCAGUUUUUAUAAUAUGGACCUCUAUGGGUCAAGUGAGAGGUUGGAUAUCUUCACAGAAGAGUUGCCUUCAAGCACAGAGAAUGACGGUCAGUUUUUAGAAAUGGGAGGAACAAUGAAAAUUAUUCAUAGAACAGAGGAAGAAGAGUAUGAUUUGUACAGUGCGCAGGUGAGUGAAAUGGCCAAACAGUAUGGCAUGUGGGAUGAGAAGGAUGAAACAGAAGAAGAGAUAGGCUUUCCAACCCAAGAGUCACACGUCAUUGAUAAGGGUGCGUUUCCAGAAGGUGAAAUUAAACCUGAAUUUAAGCCCAGUGAAAGCUCUUAUUCUGCAAAGAAAGGCGGUAUUUGUAAGUCUGCUGCCGUUGAUGAAGAUUUCCCUUUGGAAACCCAUGAAUCUUUAACUUUUCAGCCAUGCUUUCCAUCAGAAAGUGACAGCCAAAGGCUUGAGGAAGAGUACAUCUCAAAUAGUGACGAUGUGUUUCAUGAAAAGAGCAUGCAUUUGUCUGAUGUGGUAUCUGCUGUGAAGCAAUUGCAUGCCCCAGCUCUACAGAAGGAGGUCUUUAGCCAGUGGGAAGAUGAAGCCCAGGAAGACUUUACAAUGGAUAGCACGGCAGCAAAAGAUGAGCAGACUGGGCCAGAAGAAGGUUCAGAAGACGAUAUGCCAGAUGUGUACUGCAUCGAAUGUAAACUCCCAAUCAGAGCUUUUGAGAAGUUGUUUGGGAUUCACAAAGAUCAUAAUGUGACAAAAAUAUCAAAUGCUGCAGAAGACAUAAAGACAGACAUUCAUAAAAACAUGUGCAAGCUGGAGGAACAGAUAGCCCAGAUGGAAAAUUUUGCAAGUCAUUUAGAAGAGAUCUUCAUCACUGUUGAGGAGAAUUUUGGGAGGCAAGAGCAGAACCUGGAGCAGCAUUACAAUGAAGUCAUUCAGACUCUAACUCAACGGUAUGAGGAGAAGACCUCCAAGCUGGAAGAGGAGAAGAAGCAAAAGCUGGAGUCACUGUACGGUCAGCUGAUAGACUGUGGGAAAACACUGGAUGUUUCCAAAGAAAUGAUCGAAAAUGCACAGGAGAUUUACAGGAAUGAAGAAAAGAUUGCUUUUCUUGAGGCUGUCGUUCCAGCUGUUGACAGGUUAAAAGAAAGUAUUGAAACUGAACUGGAUACCAAGCUGUCUGCCUCUAUGGAGUUUGAAAACAGCGAGAUCGAUUUUUCAGAUGUCAGGCAGAUGAUGGACUCUAUCAACAUUGUGCCAGCCCCAUCAGCUCCUGUGAUAAACCCUCAGUCUUCCAACUCCGGGACUAGCACCUCGGUGAGAGUCUGCUGGAGCCUGUUCUCGGAUGACACAGUUGAAUAUUAUGAACUUUACUACAAGCCCGUACUGGAAAACGUGACAGCGGAUGAAAAUGAAGCGCAGAGUGAAGCCAUGGUAAAAGUUAAAGAAACGUACUACACGGUGACCAAUUUAGAGCCAAACACGCAAUAUGAAUUCUGGGUGACAGCGCUGAACACCACAGGCAUCAGCCCGGCGAGCGAAAGAGCAGUUUACAUGACAGUACCUUCACCUCCUGUUAUUUUGAGUAAGGAGUGCCGGAGCUGUCCCAACGCCGCGCUGAUCCGAUGGGAAUCGGGAAACACCAAUCCGGUGGAUUCAUACACCGUGGAGUUGUGCGAGCUGACCCGCGAGAGGAAUGAGAACACGGUCACUGAGUCCAUCGUCGGGAUUCCUACAUGUGAAUCUCUUAUUCAGUUACAGUCUGGACGGCACUACAUCAUCUAUGUCAGGGCAGUGAAUAUAGGUGGCCCGAGCGACGGGAGUCAGCCUAUCACAAUUCAUACAACAGGCACAUUUUUCCACCUGAAUGAGGAAACGGCUCAUCCCAGCCUCUCUAUUUCUGAAGAUGGGUUCACCAUGUUUUACGGAGAUGAAUACUCCGAUAUCAGCGACAUGAACUUUGGAGAUAACAGUUUUGCAAGAUGUGUGGCCAUCAUGGGAGAGCUGAUACCAGUUAAAGGAAAGCAUUACUGGGAGGUAGAAGUGGAAGAGAAUACGGAAUACAGGAUUGGUGUGGCCUAUGAAGACACACAGAGGAAUGGCUACCUUGGAGGAAACAACACAUCCUGGUGCAUGAGGCACAUCAUCACUCCGUCAAGACAUAAAUAUGAAUUUCUGCAUAAUGGAGCAUCUCCCGAUAUAAGGAUUAGCAUUCCACCAAAGAGAAUAGGAGUGCUUCUGGACUAUGACUCUGGAAACCUAUCAUUUUUCAACACUGACCUUGGUCAGCACCUCCACACGUACAAAUGUCAGUUUCUCCACUAUGUUCAUCCUUGUUUUGCAUUAGACAAACCUGGUGCCCUCACAGUGCACAAUGGAAUUGAAAGUCCUGACUAUGUGCACAUUUUCUAACAGGCUAGAAAUAGAUUGUAACCGUAAACAAAAAAAAAAAAAGUGAAGCAUUCAUUACAAGGGAGAACUGAUGACUCCAUUAAACUACACAAUCUUGUCUUAAAUACGCAGCAGCAGAAGACAUGGAAUUGACAGA